This is a messenger RNA of Anolis sagrei ordinatus, 2930 nucleotides long. RefSeq names its product sterile alpha and TIR motif containing 1 (gene SARM1). Gene Ontology annotation, cellular component: dendrite. Lineage: Eukaryota; Metazoa; Chordata; Lepidosauria; Squamata; Anolidae. The record is from RefSeq and is a predicted model, not a curated record. Gene Ontology annotation, biological process: negative regulation of MyD88-independent toll-like receptor signaling pathway; signal transduction; response to axon injury. Gene Ontology annotation, molecular function: protein binding; NAD+ nucleosidase activity; signaling adaptor activity.
UCAAAUUGCAGCGAAAGGAACAGAAUACAGAAAAUGGUCAGCCACUGGUGACUUCCAAUAUAUUUUGCAAUUUAGGUCCCCCAAAAUUGCAAAAUAGACAAAAAAUCCUUCCCCAAAUCAUCCCAGGACUCUUUGUCUAGGAGGAGGAUGCAGUUGCUGUGGAGACAGGCCCGCCUCCAAGGGGGCGUGUCCCAUCGUUGAGUGACAUCACCACCAAGGCAGGGAUGCAGGAGAGGCAGGCCGUGGUACCCGCUUUGUCCUCCCUCAGCAUCCCCGGCAGCUCUCCAUCCUUCUGAGUCCAUGGGGCUGACUCUCCUGCUCUCGGCCUACAAGCUCUGCCGCCUCGCCAUGUCUGGCCCCGAAAACCGUCCUGAAGGCUGGUGGGCCGAGGGUCUCGGGCCCUGUCCGGAGGCCUCCUCCCCGGGCUUGGCCGCCGACAUCCAAGCCGCCCUGGACCGGGCGCUGCCCGAGCUGCAUCAGGCCGUCUCUGCUGCCAAGCGUGCCGCCGGGCCAGAGGACCUGCAAUUGGCCUUGGCUGAGAUCCUGGCCCUGGUGGAGGAGGCUUGGCUGAUGCCCGCCCUGGGCCGGGAAGUGGCCAGAGGGCUCUGCCACGCCGUCCGGCUGGAGGGAGGCCUGGACCUGCUCCUCACCCUCCUCCAGUCCCCUGACCUGCAGACCCAGUGCCAGGCCGGGAGGCUCCUCGAGCAGAUCCUGGUGGCCGAAAACAGGGAUCGGGUGGCCCGCAUCGGCCUGGGGGUGAUCCUGAACCUGGCCAAGGAGAGGGAAAAUGCAGCCUUGGCGCCCUUCACGGCGGGCAUCCUGGCGCAUAUGUUCAAGCACUCUGAAGAGACCUCCCUGCGGCUUAUUGCGGAUGGGGCGCUGGAUGCCAUCCUCUUCUGGUGCCGUUGGAGUGACCCGGCUGUCCUGCGCCACUGCGCGGCCGCCCUAGCCAACUGUGCCAUCUAUGGUGGGCAGCACAGCCAGCGGUUGAUGGCCGAGAAGCGGGCCCCCGAGUGGCUCUUCCCGCUGGCCUUCGCCAAGGAGGACCCCUGGGUCCAGUUCCAGGCCUGCCUAGCCGUGGCCGUCCUGGCUGCCAACAAGGAGAUCGAGCGGGAGGUGGAGCGCUCGGGGACCCUGGCCCUGGUCGAGCCCUUCGUGGCCACACUGGACCCUGGCCGCUUUGCCCAGACCCUUCUGUGCAGCGUUGACCACAGUCAGGGCCGGGCCGCUGGGGACCUGCAGGGCUUGGUCCCGUUGCUGGACAGCUCCCGCCCCGAGGCCCAGUGCAUCGCCGCCUUCUACCUCUGCGUGGAGGCCGACAUCAAGGCCCGGCAGAGGAACACCAAGAUCUUUGCGGAGAUCGGGGCAGUGCAGAGCCUGAAGCGGGUGGUGUGCUACUCCUCGAACGGGACCACCUCAGCCCUGGCCAAGCGGGCCCUGUCCACCAUCGGGGAGGAGGUCCCCCGGCGCCUGCUGCCCUCCGUCCCCAAUUGGAAGCCCCCCGAGGUCCAGGAGUGGCUCCAGCAGAUCGGUUUCGAGAAGCACCGCUCGCUCUUCCUGGAGCACCAAGUGGAUGGAGACCUUCUGCUGAGGCUGACAGAAGACGACUUGGUGGGAGAUCUGGGCAUGACGUCCAGCAUCACAAGGAAGAGGUUCUUUCGUGAAUUAACGGAGCUGAAGACCUACGCCAACUACUCCUCUUGUGACCGCAGCAACCUGGCUGACUGGUUGGGAGCCGUAGAGCCCAAAUUCCGACAGUACACCUACCCACUGGUCUCCUGCGGCAUCGACCGCAACUUCCUCCACCGGGUCACCGAGCAGCAGCUCCAGGAGGACUGCCGCAUCGGCCUCGGGUUCCACCGCGUCCGCAUCCUCAACGCUGCCCGAGAAAUGCUCCACUCCCCUUUGCCCUGCAACAGCACCAAGUCCAUCGCCGAAGGGACCGACGUCUUCAUCAGCUACCGGCGCAACACCGGCUCCCAGUUGGCCAGCCUGCUGAAGGUCCACCUGCAGCUGCACGGCUUCAGCGUCUUCCUGGAUGUGGAGAAACUGGAGGCCGGGAAGUUUGAGGACAAGCUGACGCAGAGUGUGGCCGGAGCCCGCAACUUCGUCCUGGUCCUCUCCCGCAACGCCCUCGACCGCUGCAUGGGUGACCACGGCGGGAAGGACUGGGUCCACAAGGAAAUUGUGACCGCCUUGAAGUGUGGGAAGAAUAUCAUCCCGGUCACCGACCAUUUCGACUGGCCGGAUCCGGAGAAGGUUCCCGAAGACAUGAGAGCUGUCCUGAAGUUCAACGGCAUCAAGUGGUCCCACGAAUACCAAGAGGCCACCAUUGAGAAGCUGAUCCGCUUCCUGCAAGGCCGCUCCUCCCGGGAUUCCUCCGCUGGAUCGGAGAACAGCCUGGAAAUCAGCCCUCCUCCGGGCCAGAACUGAUGGGACUUAGAGUGAGGGUGGCAAGAAGGGGAAGAGGGAAACCAAAAACCCCUUUCAAACUAGUGUGGCCUUAUAUAUCCUGCCCAAAUAACCCAAGCUUGGCCAUUUGGGAGGUCUACCAUUGGGGAGGAAAGGGAUGAUGGGAGUUGUAGUUCAGGACAAUGCUCAUUUCUCCCUCCAGUGGGCUUUCCCUCUUGGCUAUGGCGAUGAUGGGAAUUGUAGUUAAGGACAAUGCUCACUUCCCACCUCCAAGUGGGCUUUCCCUCUUGGCUAUGAGAGUUGUAGUUCAGGACAAUGCUCAUUUCUCAUCUCCAAGUAGACUUUCCCUCUUGGUUAUGGGGAUGAUGGGAGUUGUUGUUCAGGACAAGGCUCAUUUCCCACCUCCAAAUGGUAUUUCCCUCUCGGCUAUGGGGAUGAUGGGAGUUGUAGUUCAGAACAAUGCUCAUUUCCCACCUCCAAGUGGGCUUUCCCUCUUGGCUAUGGGAGUUGUAGUUCAG